CUGAUCUAAUCCUUUGACCUGAAGGGUUCACUCAGGGCGAAACAUCUUGUCAUCCUCAAGACUGGAAAAGUUUUCCUGACUGCAGUGAUGAAGGGAAACAUGAUGAUCUUUGCUCCACUGUGUUUGCUCCUUUGCGGGAUGCUGCCUGUAGACUCCAUGAUGAUCCGUUUCAACUUCACUCUACGAGACGCCUACCAGGAGAUCCCAUUGAGCAUGGCUGAAGAUUCAGUUGAUGACAUGUACUUUGGCUGCAAUCAAGAGAUGAUGAAAAUGAUCAAGGACAAAUACUUUAAAAAUGAGAACAAUAAUAGCACAUUUAUGGUUUUCUGGAAUAAAGCGCAAGAUUGUGCAAACAAGAAACUAGAACAAAAAGAUAAAGGGGAUGAGGCUCUAACUAAGGAUCAUAUGCAAGCAAUCUGUGUUUAUACAUCUGGUUAUAAAAUGUUUCACAGAAUGUUCAAUGAUGCAAUCCAGAAUGGCAUGAGCAUAUAUAGCACUUUCUUCUCAUUUCACUCCUUACAUUUCUGGCUGACAUCCGCUGUACAGAUCCUCAGUAAUAAUAUAAAAUGUCACACUACUUACCGCAGAACCAGCGUUGUGUUUACUGGCAAUGUCAACCAAAUAAUUCGGUUUGGCUUCUUUGCCUCCAGUUCUUACAAAACAACACUGACCCACUUUGGUAAGAAGACCUGCUUUAAAAUUAAAACCUGUUCAGGUGGUUUCCUGAAACAUUAUUCAUAUCUUAAAGAUGCAGAACAAGAGGUGCUCAUUCCCCCCUAUGAGGAGUUCAAGAUAACUAUGAAAACGAAGGGUCUAUAUGUCGACGGUCUGAGUGAUUGUGAGGUUGUCUAUAUCUUGGAGAGUGCAGGAGUUCAUAGCAAUCUAAACUGCAAUGCUGCACACUUAGAGACCAGUGGUUCUUCUUUAACUGGUGGAGCAAAGUGAAAAUGUUUCGUCUUGUAUUGUAUAUGUGCAUUUUAAGCUUCUAAAAUCCAGGCUCAUUACCAUAUAGGUAAGCAUUUUCCUUAACCCGCAGGGGUUUUUAUACUUCCAACAUGCUACAGCAAUAUACAACAACAUGAGCAACAACUCUGUACAAAUUCUAAGAGCCAUUUGUUCCAUUAUCAGCAUUUCUAUGUGUAAGAAAUAUUUUUUGUGGAAAU
Molecule: messenger RNA, 1163 nt
Organism: Siniperca chuatsi (mandarin fish)
Lineage: Eukaryota; Metazoa; Chordata; Actinopteri; Centrarchiformes; Sinipercidae
Product: ecto-ADP-ribosyltransferase 5-like
Exons: 3
Coding region: 88-945 (285 amino acids)
Molecular function (GO): NAD+ poly-ADP-ribosyltransferase activity; NAD+-protein-arginine ADP-ribosyltransferase activity
Source: RefSeq, a predicted model, not a curated record